Penicillium hordei is the source of this 333-nucleotide messenger RNA. RefSeq lists its product as uncharacterized. The record is from RefSeq and is a predicted model, not a curated record. The transcript has 2 exons. Lineage: Eukaryota; Fungi; Ascomycota; Eurotiomycetes; Eurotiales; Aspergillaceae. Bases 1 to 333 code for a protein of 110 amino acids. Gene Ontology annotation, cellular component: mitochondrial inner membrane peptidase complex.
AUGGCUCCUCUCGUCCCCAUAUUCUCCGCUGAUUCCCUCCCCGAUCAUGUCAAUACCGUUCGCCGCAACUUCCAAGAGAAACGCCGUAAAGGAGAACAAGUCAACCUCAAGGACUGUCCGUUACUCGAAAUGACACAAUUUUCGUGCAAUCCGCCACAAAAUGGGGUUCCUGAACCAGGGGUUGUGGUAUGUGAGCCUGUGGUGCGGUUGUUCCGACGCAAGCUGAUCUUCCGUAGCUGUGCCGGUGGGCUAAUGGUUGAGACAACGUCAUGGGAGCCAACUAGGCUAGCAGAGGAAGCAAAACAAAAGCAAGCAGCCAAUACGAAACAAUGA